Messenger RNA from Trachymyrmex cornetzi, 422 nucleotides. RefSeq lists its product as uncharacterized. NCBI's taxonomy places the organism in Eukaryota, Metazoa, Arthropoda, Insecta, Hymenoptera, Formicidae. Gene Ontology annotation, molecular function: odorant binding; olfactory receptor activity. The record is from RefSeq and is a predicted model, not a curated record. The transcript has 2 exons. The coding region runs from base 12 to 422 and encodes 136 amino acids. Gene Ontology annotation, biological process: sensory perception of smell. Gene Ontology annotation, cellular component: membrane.
AAUGUAACGUGAUGUAUAUAGUUGUAUCCGGUAAUUUUUCGUAUAAAUUACCGUAUCCGGUUCAUCCCUUCUUUGAGAUCAAGGACACUCCUACGUACAUAUGCAUGUGCGCAUAUCUGGCGCUAGCUAUAGUGAUUAUAGUAUGCGGUUAUGCUGGACCAGAUGCUUUUGUACUCAGCAUGGCUCUUCAUGUUUGCGGUCAGUUUGCCGUUUUAUCAUGCAAAAUCAACCAUUUGUUAAGAGAUAAUGAGAAUUAUCAUUACCACAUCGGUAAUAUUGUGUUGAGACAUUACCACCUAAUAAGAUUAGCAGAGAUCUUAGAGAGCAAUUUCAACAUAAUAUGCCUACAGCAAACUCUGGGCACUUUAUUGUUGCUCUGUUUCACAGUAUAUCAUAUGAUUUUGGUGAGCUUUAUGAUUUGA